Cannabis sativa is the source of this 826-nucleotide messenger RNA. RefSeq lists its product as uncharacterized. The transcript has 3 exons. The record is from RefSeq and is a predicted model, not a curated record. Bases 4 to 747 code for a protein of 247 amino acids. Lineage: Eukaryota; Viridiplantae; Streptophyta; Magnoliopsida; Rosales; Cannabaceae.
GAAAUGGAGAAAAGAAUUAUUGAUUAUAUGUUAGUGCCAUUGGGACUACUGGCUAUGGUGGUUUACCAUUGUUGGCUUCUCUACAGAGUUAGAAACCACCCGAACACCACCGUCAUUGGUGUUAAUGCCAUCUACCGACGGUUUUGGAUCCGCGCUAUGAUGGAGGAUGUGAAAAAAAAUGGAAUGGUUUCGGUUGAGACAUUGAGAAACAAUAUGAUGGCUUCGACGCUUCUGGCGUCGAUGGCUAUUAUGUUGAGUUCUUUAAUCGCGGUGUUAAUGGCUGAUGGUGGCCGAAACAAAACCGAGUUGUUUGUUUUCGGAAAUAAAAGUGAGGCCAGCUUAUCUGUCAAGUACUUUUCCAUAUUGGCUUGCUUCUUAGCUUCCUUCUUGUUCAAUGUCCAAUCUAUAAGGUACUUUAACCAAGCAAGUAUUCUAAUUAAUGUACCAUACAAGAAGAAAUCACAAGAUGAUCAACACCAACAAUUGACAAUUGAUUUUGUAGAGAGAAAUGUUCAUAGAGGAAGUUUUUUUUGGUCUCUAGGGUUACGUACUUUCUACUUCUCUUUCACUCUUUUCUUAUGGAUAUUUGGUCCUCUUCCCAUGUUUGUUUCUAGUUUGAUUUUGGUUCUGAUGCUCUAUUUCUUGGAUGUUACCUUCGAAUCUGCUCGAGUUGUUGAUGUUUCCGACGACAACAAUAAUUACGCGAAACGUGAGGAACUAGGAAUGAUUGGGAUGAGACCAAUUUAAAUGUUAUUUUUUUUUGUUAGGUUAACCUAUAAUAUGAAACUCUAUAUUGUGUAACAUUCCAAGUUAAAUGUAGUAACAU